Molecule: messenger RNA, 3979 nt
Organism: Vitrella brassicaformis
Lineage: Eukaryota; Vitrellaceae
Source: the annotation of a GenBank genome assembly
CGACAAAACACACAGACGUACGCACAGGCAUGUUUCAGACUCACACAAGUGCUGAUGUUGCUUUGCUUCCGCUGUCCAGGCAGGCGGGCUGCAUGCACUGCAUCAUUGUGUGCGGAUUGAAAAGUACUGGUCAGCGUGCAGAGGACAGACAGACAAAGCUGCUCACGGUGAGGCCUUUCGCAUCUGGUCGAUGUGUAGCUCUAUCUCACACACAAACUGCGCACACCCACACCCAGACACACAGAUGGAUGAGGCCGGCUGGUGGACUGGCAUUGGUCCGUGCGUACAUUGUCAAUGUCCUCGGCGUGCUUGACGCGUCUUUCACGGAAGAACUCGGACAGCUCCCUCACAAACUCUUUGUCGUGCGGCUCAACACGCUUCGAAGACGGCUUCCGCAUGUGCUCGAACACGGGCUCCAACACACGCUCGUACGCUGCACCCCACCCAUACACACACGUCAAUUCACAAAUGCCUGUGCUUGUGUGUUUGAAUGGGGCGAGUGGGACAGCUGUAUUGCCGACCGUUUGUGAUGGGUAGUUUUGGCUUGCCGCGCAUGGUUCUGGACCACAUGGCGGGCGACGACCCGGUGGCCCUGCUGCUCGAUGAGCCGGCUGCUUCCACACGAACCUGCGGCACACCCGGCUCGCCCAUCCCCAUCGCUGUGCAGUCGAGGUAGGCAAGAGACGCAUGUGUUAGCGCCGGUGCAUGUGGAUCGCUAUAAGGCUUCCUACCCAGGUUCAUUUCCUUUGCAAACUCCCCCGCCACUUCUUGGCUCGUGUCGGGGUUCCACAAAUAAGACGACUCCUCUGUCUGCGGCAGCACACCUAGACACAUGCAUACACGCCAGGUCAGACACGUGUCUCCAAUGUACGUGUGUAUGUGUGUAUAUCGACCAGGCUCGCUGGGCCGAGCCCCGCUGGCCGAGAUGGCCCUGUGGUAGAUGCUGUCAGGCUUGGGGCUCUCCUGCACGCUCGACUCGAGCACGGAUGCCAGCUCCUGAGAUUCUCCCCGGGUCAUCCGCUUUCCGGGAGCCUCUAACGCGGCACCCUCGCCGCUCUCGCCCUCUAUGAUAGAAUGGUCCGGCUCAUGAUGGUUGCCGGGGUGGCCCGCGACAACCAUGGCGCCAGGCAUGCCGCUGGGCUCCUUGAGCGUGCCUGUCCGCGAUGGCGUCGGGGUGAUGCCCGUGAAGUCCCACUCGCUGAUGUUUGAUAUGCUGUGGAAGGCCCGCUCGCUGCUCGGCUGGGACGACUGGGCCGGCGGCGGGAGCGGCGCACGUGAGCCCGAAGCGGGCGAGUGCGAAAGGGAAUCAAGCGCCCGCAGGGGCACCCGCGCUGAGGCGUCGUACAGGCCGUCCAAAGAGCUCCCUGGGGGCAGAUACGCGAGACAAGGGGGGAUCAGUUCAAGGGGUGGUGCCCGUCGAUGAGUGUAGCCUGCCUACUUUGGAUGGAGGAGCCGCCCCCUUCGUCCCCUGAGCUCGGGGCGAUCUUCGAGCUGUCUUGCGGAGCCUUGACGAUCGUACCCACUGAAGGUCCGUCCACCCACACAGAUAUAGAUGUUGUGCGUGUCCACGUGUCUCUCUCUCUCUCUCUGUGUGUGCUGACUUCCGUCGUUGCAGUGGUCUGCAAAUGCCUCGGCGUCGACACGUCUCUGCUGCUGCUGUUCUUGCUGUCUCUCCUGCUGCUGGCGGCGGUCCUUGAGUUGCCAUGCGAAGAAUCUGUUGUUGCCAGACAUGCUCUGGCCGUCGAUAUGCAUCCGACCCACAUCUGCACUCAUGGAGAGAUAGAUUACGAUGCAUACCAACCGGGUAAGUGACGAGCGAAGAAGCGCGGACCCACCUUCCCCCUUUCUGUAGUUGGGGAUGAUCUUGUAGUCUUCGGGGCGAAGCUUCUUCUCCUGCAAGGAAGGACAGACAUCUGUCAAUCUGCAAUGUGUCCUCCGGCAAACGUGUUUGUCCCUCCGUACGCUUGCAUCGUCGCUCGAUGAGGACGGGGCAGAGGGCGUACCUACCGAACGAACGAACGAAAGGAUAAACGAAAACUUCGUCGGCGUGUGCGUCCUUGCGUACGAGUCUUGUUCUUUGCGCUGCACACACCACACACACACAAGACACAUGGCAUCAUCAAGCGAUUGCACAACGCUGCGUGAAGCUCUUGUCGACGACUCACUCGAUGUCUUUGAUCAUGUCCUCGGUGCUCGUGUAUUUCUUGACGUCUGGACGAAAAACACAACGACGCAGCAGCGACACUCUGGUGAGGUCGCUUGGUGGCCGACUUGGUGGCAUUCUGCUCACUUCGCAGGAAGGCGUGUUUGAGCAGCUUAGCUGCCGUCGUGCUGACAAAAGAUGUGCAUCCAUGCAUCCACCAAUUCGUCCAUGUGCGUGUGAGCAAUCAAUGGGACCGUACCGUUUGUUGGGUUCGCGCUUAAGACACUCGUGAACGAAGUCACGGAGCACCCUGCAUUCAUACAUGUCGGACGGAGGCAAUCAAUGCAUGUAGUCGUCGCUCAGUCUCUCUUGCUCACUCAGUAACUCACUUGCUGGCCGAGUCGGGCAGUUUGCAGUCCUUCUCAACAAAGUCUUUCGACCGCGCAAUGUACACCAACACCUGCGGUGGGUUGUAGGCCAACCGGCCAAUGACGGGUGGCUGGUUUGCUGGGAGAGGUGUGUCUGCGGGUUACCUUGACAGGGUUCUCGUCGGCGAGCGGCGGGUCCCCCGUGGCCAUCUCGAACAUGGUGAUGCCGAACGACCAUAUGUCGGCCUUCGAGUCAUACGUCUGACCGCACAACACCUGACCAUCCAUCCAUCCAUCAACAGGCAUACAUACAUAUAAGGAUUAAAUGAUUAAGUGAGUGCAGGCAAUGAACGACCCAUGGCGUCGCGUACCUACCUCUGGUGCCAUCCAAUAGGGUGUCCCGACAAAGGUGCGGGCCUUCUCUAGAUUGGCUGCCAGAGAAGGGGGGCAGGGCAGGUGUGUCUUUCUCUCUGCGUCUACACGUCGUCAGUCAUGUGGCCAUACUUUGCAGCUCGUGCGAGACGCCAAAGUCAGCCAGCUUGACCCGAGCCUGCGUGUCGAGCAGGAUGUUGGCCGCCUUGAUGUCGCGAUGAAUCUUUGACUGAGCCGGGCUGGACAAACGCACACAAGAAACAAGGGACAACUUCAUUGCUUGCCUGCCCUGCGUACUGGCGUGUGUGCGUGGCGACCUGUGUAGGUAGACGAGCGCCUCCAGCGUGUCUUUGGCUAUGGCAGCCAACACCGGCUCCGGCAGCGGACCGUGCUUCCGAAUCUGCAGCAGCAGCAGCAGCAGCAGGCAGACGACAACGUGUUAGUCUGAGCUGACUGUGCGUGCCAUGCGAUAGCGUGUUUGUGCUGACGAUGUCUCUGAGGGAUCCGCCGCCGAGGAACUCCAUGAUAAUGAUCAAGUGAGCAUGGUAAGUGAAGGACUCAAUGUACCUUUGUGGGACAGAUGGCCAGCGAGGAAGACACACACAGACAGAUAGACAUAGAGGAGAAAACAAACAGCGAAAACAGCCAGUCGUGUCUCUCGUCUGACACUUCUGGUUCCCUGUCUGACUUGAUGAUGUUUUGGUGGUUGCACUUGGAGAGCACCGAGAUCUCGUUCCUCACUUGCUCCAACGAGUCGGUGUCCUUCAUGACGUUGUCGCUCAUGUCCUCCAAGUCCACCACCUUCAACGCCACCGUCGGCAGGCUCGCCUCACCUGACCCCUCAGCCGACGCCACCUUGGCCUCGUACACGCACCCGAACGCACCCUCACCCACAAUCCGCUGCACUAUGUAGGUGUUCCUGAAGCCCUUGAGCUCGUCUCCCGGCUGGUAGCUGUUGGCCCGUACACGAGCCACCUGCGGCACCUGCCGACCGCGGCUCAACGGACGGGAGCUCGACUGAGUCUCUGACAUUGAUCAGAUGUUAACACGCUGCUGGCUGGGCUGCUGAAAGGGGAGGAGGGACAGGGAAGGGAGG